AUGAGGUCCAGCUUCUCUCUGUUCAUCUGCCUGGUGUUGGUGUCUCCCGGUUGUUGUGCUAUCAUCACAGGGUCAUGCGAGCUUGAUUCCCAGUGUGGCAGAGGAAUGUGCUGUGCGGUCAGCCUGUGGAUCCGGAGCCUGCGCAUGUGCACUCCUAUGGGACUGGAGGGGGAAAGCUGCCAUCCUAUGAGCCACAAGGUUCCAUAUGAUGGGAAGAGACUUCACCACACUUGUCCGUGUUCGUCAGACCUGGACUGUAUUACUGCGGCGAAUGGACAAUACAAAUGCCUUUCACCACACAAGUCUCAUGUUUAUGAUUUCUGA
Molecule: messenger RNA, 324 nt
Organism: Electrophorus electricus (electric eel)
Lineage: Eukaryota; Metazoa; Chordata; Actinopteri; Gymnotiformes; Gymnotidae
Gene: prok2
Product: prokineticin 2
Biological process (GO): endothelial cell proliferation
Source: RefSeq, a predicted model, not a curated record